Messenger RNA from Coccidioides immitis RS, 228 nucleotides. RefSeq lists its product as uncharacterized. The record is from RefSeq and is a predicted model, not a curated record. Lineage: Eukaryota; Fungi; Ascomycota; Eurotiomycetes; Onygenales; Onygenaceae. Bases 1 to 228 code for a protein of 75 amino acids. The transcript is spliced from 2 exons.
AUGGGAUGGAUUUCGAAUCUCCAGCAAUACCCAAGGAAAAACAACCGGUUACCAUACUCAUUAAACGGGUAUAAAGAAUCCGUGUCUCACGAAGAGACUAUUGUCACCAGCCCAAUUCCCAUAAGUCAAAUAUCAAUCCUUCAGCUACUACAUACCUUGAUAUCCCAUAUUCCCUAUGGCAUUGCGCGUUACGGUCUUCCUCUCGGGGGCUAUUACAAGGAUUCUUAG